Trematosphaeria pertusa is the source of this 2550-nucleotide messenger RNA. RefSeq lists its product as uncharacterized. The transcript has 8 exons. The coding region runs from base 1 to 2550 and encodes 849 amino acids. NCBI's taxonomy places the organism in Eukaryota, Fungi, Ascomycota, Dothideomycetes, Pleosporales, Trematosphaeriaceae. The record is from RefSeq and is a predicted model, not a curated record.
AUGCCUCCUUUCUGCCCAUCUGCACCCCAUCAAACCAAAACGUCAGAUCAAGAUCGAGAUACUGAGGGCUCUCUAGAAAGCCUUCCGAUGUACAACAAGCGCAAAUUCGGACAUAUCAGAGUCCACAUCGCCGCCGAGACCUACAUCAACACCGUGUACACGUAUGAAAGGUCAGACACCAGGUCGACUUCGUCGCGUACUCUCGGUCGCUCGUCCGUAUCCCCAAGCUCUCCGGCUCGUUUCUCCCCUGCUCUAACUGGGUCGUCGCACACCAUAGGCCAUCCUAAAAGACGGACACAGACGGAAGCUAGUUCGUGUACAGUUGGUCGCGAGGAGGGUCCUAAUACUUCUUCGGCGUCUGAUAGCUCGCAUACGAUUGGUCGCGAGGAGAGUCCUACUAUGUCUUCAACGCCUGAUAGCUCGCAUACUAUUGGCCUGUCCCCAAGCCCUGAAGGUGAGCGGAGGGUGGAGAGGAUGGAUGUCGAUGCUGAAGGAGGAAGGCUUGGAAACGGAGAGGAAGAGGCCGAGGAGCGGCGAGGGAUUGAGGAUACUGAUGGUGAGGGCGGGGGAGAUCUGUUUAAGGAGAGUUAUGAGGAUAGUUUUUUAACACCCUCGCGAGGAUUAGACAAUUCGGCCUUCGUACCCCAACCUCCUGCGGCACGGGCGCAGUCUGCAAACCGCACACAAGAGAGGCGCGGGCGCUACCAGUUUGGAGGACGACCGCGAGUAUUCCAUUCAAUCUCCAUUCAGUAUUUGAGUUCUUCCAAAGCAGCUUUUACGCUACUAACCCACCUCGGGAUCGUCAUUGUCGGCGGUUCGGAAACGUCACCGCCUGAUCCCCCGGCUCCCUUCCGCAUCUUGAGGCCGGCCUUGUACACAGGCGGUAGCUCGUCCUCGCCUGUCACCCUCGAGGAAGUAGACCUCAGCGUCGCGGACCGCAAAAGCACGCCCGUUCAUAUCGCGGCCCUCCCAAGCGCGGUCCUCAACACCCAGAGCCUCAAUAUUCUAGCGCUCAAUGCCUUUGCGCGGGUAGAUGCUGCGGCCCUCAGCGCCUUUGUACAUGUAGAUCGUGCGGCCCACAGCGUCGUUGUACAUGAAGUCAUUUUCGUACGCAACUUCAGAAAACCUCAGAAGAUACCUCCCGCCAGGAGUUUGGCGGCGUGUUUUUCAGCGCAUAUUUUGCUUCUCUUUUUGCCGUAUCUUCCGCUUCCUCUUUUGCCUGCUGUUCUUGGUCCUUCCGAUAGGCCUCCAUCCAAACUCGAGCCUGUUCUUCCCGUAACUCCUGCUCCUUUACUGCUUCGCGAGCCUGCCCUGGCUGUUCUGGUGCGACGUUGGCUGAGCUCGGUGACACGCAUCCAGUCCUUCGCGGCCUGUAGCUUUGAGGGCGUGGGCGGUGACAUUGAGGCGCCUAAUAGUCCGAUUGACGAACUUUUGACAAGUUGGAGAUGGGAGAGCUUCUCAGAAUCGACCCGCUGUCAGAGUCACGAGGCGCCGGAAGCGGACAGUCAUAACAGUAAGACUAAAUGCCCCACAGAGAGUGUGCACAUGAUCAAGUACUAUACGAGUCGCGCGACGGUGGGUUCUUGCUUCUUCUGCUUGACGAGCGCACUCUGCUGCAAUGUCGUUGCAAUGGCGCAGGAGGACAGAGAUUUGAAGAUCGGAAGGAACAUUUGCAAUGAUGACUCUGUUCUGGCGAUAGUAUAUUUUGAUCAUGUCGCUCCGGGUUCCGGUGUGAAUGCGCUCGAAGAUAAGCUCCAGGUUGUGACUCGCCUGCGCACUGACGCUCGCUGGACGUGCAUCGCUCUCAGUGUAGUAUUGCGCAAACAUACGAGUGCUGACGGAGUCGAAUGCACUAGCGGUGUCGAAUCGGGCGCCAUGUGGGAUUGUCGUGGUAUUGUGGACGCAAGGGACAAAAUUCACAGCGAAGCAGCCGACCUCGUGUCCAUCUUCAUGUCAACUAUCGCGCCGCCCGCAGCCGACGCAACGACUGUAACGACUGCAACAUCUACUGUCAUGGAAAGCGCCACGUCUCUUGAGGAACACGCUUGGGUGCCCACCUUCUCCAUAAGCCGCCACCCUUAUCCCUCGCUAAUUCCUAUCAAGCACCCCCAUAAGCGCUUUCUUCGCCGUUAUGCGCUCCCGCUUCUCCUUUCCAUUCCUAAACGUCUUCUCUUAUUGCGUAGUGGGACGCUGAACAUCACCUCCAAUGUGUUCGCUCUGCUCUCCAGCACUGUAAUUGUGGCUAGUUUCUUAUGUCAGUCUUGCUGGUCGUUGGAUAUAGCGCGUCGCAGAUCGAUCGUUUGGAGUUUGGAGUUUGGAGGAUGUGCGCGCGUAGGAUCGGUGGAGAGGGGAGCGAAGUGGGUUGAGGAAGCCGAGGCGUCAUCAAUGGCCUGUCAUGGGUAUGUAGGCUACGUCAGGGCAGGAGAGGAGUGUAGAAUGGAUGCAGAUUCAUGUGAGAAGGACGCCGCCUUCGAGGCAGAGGCACUUGAGGGAGGGACAAGCGGAUCCAAGGCGUGUAACGGCGGCGUCGCUGAUAGAUAUGUCACCUAG